AUGUCGGCAUUCAUACCCAGAGCAGCACGCUCAGCUCUGACAGACAACCUGUCCGCAUGUAUUUCUAGAUCAUCAAGAGCUGCACGAUCGAAUCCAUUUGGCGCAGGAAACUCUUCACGAUGCAUCUCAACCACUCGCCGAUGCGCAGCUAUUCCUACAUCAAACUAUGUUCGCAAAGAAAACGCCGCCCCGAAGCCAGCAUCGCCUCCGCCAUCGACGCAAACCUCGAUUGACGACCAGUCGCCCAUCAAGGAUAUGACCGGUGGUCUGGCAGACGAGCCAUUGAUUCUCGACGAGGGGUCCAGGCAGGUGGAUUGGACGAAGUCUUUCCAUGGUCUGUCAUCGCAGCCCUUCUCCAAGGAGGCUGCGGACGUUUUGAUGGCGCCUGUGGAGCCCGACGAUGUGGAGGUCAAGCCGGAUGGGAUCAUAUACCUGCCGGAAAUCAAAUACAGGAGGAUAUUGAACAGAGCGUUUGGGCCGGGUGGAUGGGGGCUGGCCCCGAGAGGAGAGACAAUUGUUACUGGAAAGAGCAUCACGAGGGAGUACGCUCUUGUCUGCCAUGGAAGAUUGGUAUCAGUAGCUCGAGGCGAACAAGACUACUUCUCCCCCGAGGGCAUCCCCACUGCAACAGAAGGUUGCAAAUCGAACGCCCUCAUGCGCUGCUGCAAAGAUCUUGGCGUAGCCAGCGAGCUGUGGGAUCCCCGCUUCAUUCGGAAGUUUAUGAAGGAGAAGGCCAAGCAGAUUUGGGUUGAGCAUCUGCCGACGAAGAAGAAGAAGCAGAUGUGGUUGAGGAAAGACGAUGAAGUCAAAUACCCAUACAAGGAAUCAAAGUUUGGCGCAUAG
Molecule: messenger RNA, 843 nt
Organism: Drepanopeziza brunnea f. sp. 'multigermtubi' MB_m1
Lineage: Eukaryota; Fungi; Ascomycota; Leotiomycetes; Helotiales; Drepanopezizaceae
Biological process (GO): recombinational repair; interstrand cross-link repair
Cellular component (GO): mitochondrial chromosome; mitochondrial nucleoid
Molecular function (GO): single-stranded DNA binding
Source: RefSeq, a predicted model, not a curated record